Messenger RNA from Thyridium curvatum, 2412 nucleotides. RefSeq lists its product as uncharacterized. Gene Ontology annotation, cellular component: nucleus. The record is from RefSeq and is a predicted model, not a curated record. Bases 1 to 2412 code for a protein of 803 amino acids. Lineage: Eukaryota; Fungi; Ascomycota; Sordariomycetes; Thyridiales; Thyridiaceae. The transcript has 7 exons. Gene Ontology annotation, biological process: positive regulation of transcription from RNA polymerase II promoter by galactose; DNA-templated transcription. Gene Ontology annotation, molecular function: DNA-binding transcription factor activity, RNA polymerase II-specific; zinc ion binding; RNA polymerase II cis-regulatory region sequence-specific DNA binding.
AUGGAUGCUCCGUUACCAACUGCCGAGCACGAUGAGGUCUCGCCGGUCAAGAGGAAUGGCAGCGUCUCUACGCGGCACGCCUCGCCGUCGGCGGCCGAGGACGAGCGCCCGUCUAAACGCCACAAGAGCCGCUCCCUCGCGUGCCGUGAGUGUCGAGAUCGCAAGGUCCGCUGCGAUGGCUCGCGUCCCGUCUGUGAGACAUGUCGACGGAAGGGGUGGGGCAGAGACAAGUGCAUCUAUCCCGAGGCGGACGGCCCUAUCGCGUCCAGCAAGAGCUAUGUGAAGGCGCUGCAAAAACGUAUCAAUGAGUUGGAGCAAUGGCAGCAACAGGUUGAGCAGCAGCAACAUAUUAAGCCAUUUCCGAUUUCGCAGGGCAUGGCCAAUGCAGACCGGCCACCGCUCACCGCCGCCUCCAGCGAAGCGAGCCCAUCAGUUGCCGCCCGCGCAUCAGUCGCCUCGGUCUCCAGUAGCAGGCCAGCUACCCGAAAGCGUGGAGAGUCCCUCGCCGAAACGGCAGACCGCCUCGGCAGCGCACCAGCUCAGAAUCCCUUGGGCCAAUCUAGCUUUGCCGGCUUCAUGGCCCAAGCCGAGGAGGCCUUUGCACGGCAUACUCCUCCGCCUGGGAGCCGGCCCCGCAGACGGGAUGGCGACGGCGCGCAGGGGUCGAGCAGACUUCCGCCCAUACGAUCUCUGUUUCCGCACCUUCAGACCAACAAGUCUGCGAACCGACAGCCGAGCUCAGCUUGUGUUGCCAACAUGAUGCUCCCUCCUCGGUCUGUCGCCGAUGACCUUCUCCAGGGCUACUGGGAGUGGGACCACGUCACGCUGCCCAUCGUUCAUCGCACGCUCUUCCAGCACCGCUACCGUAUGCUUUGGGAGCACACCGGGCCAGGGAAUGGGUCUUCACCUAUCACUCUAGACACGGCGGGGCAAUACUGUCUGCUCGCAGCCAUGAUUGCUGUUGCGCAACUUUACCUCACGCCCGGUACACCAGACACGAGCCCCGAAUCCGUGGGUCAGUCCUUCUUCGACCGCGCGAGGAACAUCAUCUUCUCAGACCUGCUGGAAGUCGGCUCGCUCCAGGCCGCCCAGGCGCUCUUGCUCAUGACACGCUAUCUUCGUCGGACGGCAGAAGGUCUGGGCUUGCACCUGCCGAUCUCAGACGCAAGUCAGGCGGAGAGAGAGGAGAGACACAGGACGUGGUGUGCUGCCAUCUGGAUGUCCAGAAUGCAAAAUAUCACGUACGGCCACUUCCCAGCCGGCGGUACCUUCAAAAUAUCUCCCCUCCCACAAGACAUCGAUGAUGAAAUGAUGGAACUGGAUCCGUCGCUUCCCGACAAGGAGCAACCUCCAGAUGUGCCAUCCCGGAUAUCCUUCUUCCGCUAUGGCCUCACCCUAUCAGAUAUUGUGAACUUUCUAGUCAGGGUUCUCUCCGAGCCGGCCCCGGGCGAGGACAACCUCAUGCCAGCAGAGGACUUCACCAACACCAUGCUCAACCUCGACGACAGGCUGCAGCGCUGGCACGAGGAGCUGCCAGACCACCUGCGCGAGUUCAGCGGCGACCUCCGCCCGGGAGGCAUCCUCGAGAGGCAGUACUACCUGCUGCGGUGCCGGUUCCUGGAGACGCGCAUCCUCAUCUUCCGCACGGAGCUCAUGAGGCUGGCGCGCAACGAGCAGGCGCAGAAGAUCGUGCUGGCCACGAUGCUGCGCCGGUCGCUCGCCAAGGGCAUGGUCGAGAGCUGCCUGGAGAGCAUCAAGGAGAUGGUGGGCCUGGCGUCGGUGCGCAAGGACAGUCGGCUUAUGCCACCAAAGCCGCACAUGAUAUGUUCAUAUCUGAUUAUGGGUACCAUCAUCGCUAUGGUUAUCCGCUUGCCUUUCUUCAGACGACUGCUGUCUGGAGAGGAGUUGAUGAGCCAGCGAACGCAGUUCGACAAGUGCCUCCGGUGUCUUCUGGAUCUAGACCCUCAGGAAUUUCCCUUGGCGGCCAAGUCGGCGGAUAUUCUGCGUAGCAUGUUGUCUGACGACGCAGAAUCCGGUAGGACUCGCCUCUUUCAAAGAGACCAGGAUAAGAACGCGAUAGCUAACGAUCAUAUUUUAUCCACAGACCAUCAUCAGGCAAAUGGGGAUGGUCUCAUAGGCCAGCCAAAUCAACAGGGCCACAUUCUUGGUCAUCAGCAGGUCAUGGAUCCUUCUAUGGCUGAGGGCAAUGGCAUGGCCUUCGCCAAUGGGAAUGGGGCUGGGAUGAUGGGUCCGCUACAGGAUCCAUACGGAGAAAGGACAGCCGGAGAGUUGGAUGUGUGGUUGUCUGGAGACUUUGCGGAUGCAUUCGGGUUCUACUCGAACUUGUCCGACAUGGGUCUUGAGGACUUGGGCGUCCGGAGCGGUCCUGGGAACGUGAUGUCCUUCUGGUAA